AUGCAGAGAGAGCUUAGCCGAACGCUCAAGAGCGCGCUCUACCUAGCCACAUGGAAGGGGACUGAAGUGGUGAUGAAAUGUGUGGAGGUCCCGGACAGUUUCGACAGGACCGACGAACCCAAAAGAAAGACUUCUAAGGAACACUUCGAUCCAACUGCAUCACGUGCGCUCCACGCCUCCGAGGUCAACCAGGAUCUGUUGGAAGAGUUGCUGCACGAGAUCGAACUCCUCUCUUCUCUGCGGCACCCAGACUUGGUGUUGUUCAUUGGUGCAUGUCUGGACAAGGACUCUCCGGUGAUGUGCAUCACAGAGUACAUGCCCGGUGGGGACCUGGAGCGUCACUUCAUGGCCAUGCGCCGGAAGCAUCAAACAAAUAUUUGGCGGCCGGCUUUCAAGCAGAUUCUGGACUGGUCUUUGGCGGUUGCACGUGCGCUCAGCUUUCUGCACACCCGAGACGAGCCCAUCAUUCACCGCGAUCUCAAGCCGCUAAAUUUGUUGCUGACAAAACAUGGCGAAGUCAAGAUCGCAGAUCUCGGCAUCUCAAAGAUGAUGGCAGCAGUGGCCGGUGACGUGUACCACAUGACCGGUGGAGUCGGCAGUUGGCUCUACAUGGCGCCAGAAGUCGUCAGGCAUCAGCAGUACAACGAGAAGGCUGAUAUCUACGCCUUUGCUUUAAUCCUGUACUUCAUGAGCUCGGGACGCCACCCCUUCCACGAGAUAUCGAAAGAUCCGGAAAUGGUCUUGAAACAAAUUGCCCAAGGCAAGGAACCGAGGCCCAAUACUGCCGAGUGCCAUGCUCUGCUACGUCCGCUGAUGGACGAAAGUUGGCAU
Molecule: messenger RNA, 831 nt
Organism: Symbiodinium natans
Lineage: Eukaryota; Dinophyceae; Suessiales; Symbiodiniaceae
Source: the annotation of a GenBank genome assembly